This is a messenger RNA of Macrosiphum euphorbiae (potato aphid), 2253 nucleotides long. NCBI's taxonomy places the organism in Eukaryota, Metazoa, Arthropoda, Insecta, Hemiptera, Aphididae. The record is from the annotation of a GenBank genome assembly.
AUGCGGUUCGAGCAAGCGGACCUCAGGUGCCGGUCACCCCGUGGGGCACCGGACACCCCGCAAACCGCUGCCGCUAUGACCGGUGGCCAACGUUCACCAGACACAUCGUACACGGCGGCCCGUGCGUCGUCCACCGACUUUUCCGUCAGCUCGUUGCUGACCAACAAUAACAACAACAGCAGCGGCGGUGCGCCGCCGUCCACAGUCCAGCAGCAGGCCGGUGGCCAGCAACAGCAGUAUCCGCCUCCGCCACCGCCGCCACCCGGUCUGUCGGCCGCAGCGGCCGCCGCGUACGCCAUGGGCGCCUGUUAUCCGGGCACCAUGAUACCCAUGCCAAAGAUGCACCAUGGCCCGCAUCACCCCGGCGCCGGUAGCUAUCCGGCCGAAGAGAUGCUCGCGUUGGCCGCGGCCGUCGCGCACGGCGUACACCAUCCACACCCGGCGGCCGCGCUACCCCGGUCUGUGGUCAGGCCCGAAGACGACGGUGUGGUCGACGAUCCCAAGGUCACGCUAGAGGGCAAGGAUCUGUGGGAAAAGUUCCACAAGCUCGGCACCGAAAUGGUCAUCACCAAAUCUGGCAGGCGGAUGUUCCCCGCUUACAAAGUCCGAGUUAUGGGGCUUGACAAAAAGGCCAAAUACAUACUGCUAAUGGACAUCGUGGCCGCCGACGACUGUCGCUAUAAGUUCCACAACAGCCGAUGGAUGGUGGCCGGAAAAGCUGAUCCGGAAAUGCCCAAGCGAAUGUACAUACAUCCCGAUUCCCCGUCGACUGGCGAACAGUGGAUGCAAAAAGUCGUGUCGUUUCACAAGCUAAAACUCACCAACAAUAUAUCUGACAAACACGGAUUUACCAUAUUGAACUCGAUGCACAAGUACCAGCCCCGUUUCCAUCUAGUCAGAGCCAACGACAUUAUCAAGUUGCCGUACUCAACUUUCCGUACGUACGUGUUCAAGGAAACCGAGUUCAUCGCCGUUACGGCAUAUCAAAACGAAAAGAUAACUCAGUUAAAAAUCGACAACAACCCGUUUGCCAAAGGGUUCCGAGACACCGGUGCCGGUAAACGAGAAAAAAAGCAAGCAAUGUUAACGGCUCAGCGACACGGUGGCCAAACGGUCCAAAGCCAGGACGAAAAGCCCUCGGGUUCAGAUCACGAGGACGACAAACCACUGGACGUGGUCGGUGGAGGAGACCCCGACUCACCAAUUUCUGCCCACCACCACCACCAUCACCACCAACCCCACCAACCCGGUUCGUGGUUCUCGGGAUUGGCUGAUGGUAGUUUGCUCCUGGAGGACGCAAUGAGGAGGCGCCUGGCCGGUCACCCGGCUCUUCACCACGCGGCGUUCCUGCAACACCACCACCACCAACAAGCUCACCAGCAGGAAAUUGACAGUGAACAAGAAAGCAGUUGUUCUGAAUCAGGCCGGGAAAGAAUGAACUCACCGUCCGAUAAGGAGUCAGCUGGUCCUUCUGGACCCGGACACAGCCCUAUCGACUACCCAUUACCGAACGUUUCAUUCGGACCACCGAUCCCAACGUCGCCGCACCUAUUGCCGUACUUGUAUCCAGGCAUGUACCCCGGUGGCCCUGGCCUGGGCGGUCCGCUUUGCCCGUCGGCGCUCAGUCCCACCACCAACCUGCUGUUCAAUGCUCAGCUGGCGCUGGCCGCUCACCACCCGGGCUCGCUGUUCACGCAGGCGUACCUGCAGGGCGCCGCGGCCGGCGGUGGUGGCGGCGGUGGCGGCGGCAGCCACCCGUUCAAGAUGACCACCAGUGGACUGGCCGCGGCCGCUGGCCUGGGCCGGUUUCACCCGUACCACCUUGGCCUUCACCACCCGCUCCACCCAUCGUCCGUCGGCUCGGCUUUCGAAACGGUGACGCCGGGCCGGUGCUCGUCGGCCGGCAGUACUCCGCCGCCCGCGCCGCUCGACCUUCAGUCGCCGACCAACGGCGGCGGACGGCAGACAUCACCCCCUCAGCCACCGUUGCCACCACCACCGCAGUCGUCGCAGCCUCAGCCGUCACCGGCGUCGGCCCAGCUGCAACCGCCGCCGCGACAGUCGUCAGUGUCACCGUCACAACGACAGCACCAUCAUCACCAACAACAACACCACCACCACCGGACGGCCCCCAAUCAGCCGUCGCCGACCAGCAGCGAGUUGAAGUCCAUCGAGAAAAUGGUCAACGGACUGGACUCGACGUCGGCAGCAGCGUCGGCCGCCGACGAACAAGUAGUGGCGAUAGUCAAGUAA